UUCUUUUAGUAAAUAGUAAAGUUUCAUUAUUAACACUUUACCGACCGGCAGUCGAUUAAUCGACUUUUUGUUCCCAGCGCUUACCGACCGGUAGCCGAUUAAUCGACAUUUUUAUUUUCCGUUAGAUUCGAUUAGGUUAGACUGGCAAGUAGCAAGUAGCAAGCAUUUCUUAUUUUGUAUUCUGAUACUCGUUGCUUUGCUCUGAAAGCACCCAUAUUUUUAUACAGUUUAUAAAAAUUUAGCCUUCACGAUGAAUGAAAAGGAUAGUGUCGGUGAGUUUUAUCUCGAUGAUCUGUCAGAUUGUCUUCACUGCUCUUCAGCAAAUGGUACUGAUGACGAAAGUGAUAGCAGUAAUGUAAUGAUUCGAAAGCGACGUUCUGUAUUACCACUAAUAUACAGUGAUUCAGAAGACGAUGAUAUAAAUAAUAACGUUGAAGACAGCAGUGGUACAUGGUCGACGAACGACAAGACUAUAAUUUUGGAACCUUUCGAAGGCAGCCCUGGCGUAAAAAUCAUGCCAAGUUCCCCUGAAAGUGUAAUGGAUAUUGUAAAUUUAUUUAUUGGAAAUGACCUGAUUGAGCACUUGGUGAGGGAAUCUAAUAGAUAUCAUUAUCAAGUCAUAGAAAAAUAUAGAUUUAUAUCAAAAACGAAAAAAUGGACAGACGUUACAGUAUCUGAAAUGAAGAAAUUUUUGGGCCUAAUAGUUCUAAUGGGACAAGUAAAGAAGGACGUUCUCUAUGACUAUUGGUCCACGGAUCCAACUAUAGAAAUGCCAACAGAUUUUUACAAAUAAUGUGUCGGUUAAAAUAAUAAUGCCGGUGUCUCGGACGAUAUGCGGUUGAGUGGCCGGUGAGAAGGGCAUAGGAUUCUCGAACCGCUACCGUAAUAUGAAAAUUAACAUUAGAAGAAACAAAACUUGGUCGUUUUCGUAAAACGUUAAAGUAAAAAUGUGUAAAGAUAUGAUGUUUCAAGGUU
Megalopta genalis is the source of this 975-nucleotide messenger RNA. The record is from RefSeq and is a predicted model, not a curated record. Lineage: Eukaryota; Metazoa; Arthropoda; Insecta; Hymenoptera; Halictidae.